AAUCGUGGGAGUGAAUGACUGUUUCACCACUAACAGAAUGAAAAACAUCACACAGAAACUCCUGGUGCUGCAGACAGAGUUAAAACAGGUCAAAGAAGAGAACAAAAAUCUAAUUGAGAAUUUUAACUCUGAACGAGUCCUGAGGAAAAAGUACUACAACAUGGUGGAAGACAUGAAAGGUAAAAUCAGAGUCUUCUGUCGCAUAAGACCUUUGAGUAAAUCAGAAAUAGGACGUGGAAGUAGGAUUGUUGUUGACUGUCCAGAUGACUACACUGUGACUGUAGAAAGCUCCCGGGGUUUAAAAGAGUUCCAGUUUGAUAAGGUAUUCAACAGCAGCUGCACACAGGAGGACAUUUUCGAGGACACAAGCAGGUUAAUUCAGUCAGCAGUGGACGGCUACAAUGUCUGCAUUUUUGCUUAUGGGCAGACAGGUUCUGGGAAGACUUUUACUAUGAUAGGGGACAAAGAACUGAAAAACCCUGGUGUCAUACCAAGAGCUUUUCAAAGAAUGUUUCACAUCAUUGAGGAAAAUAAAAUGAAGUUCGAUUUCAAGGUAACAUAA
Lepisosteus oculatus (spotted gar) is the source of this 562-nucleotide messenger RNA. The record is from RefSeq and is a predicted model, not a curated record. Lineage: Eukaryota; Metazoa; Chordata; Actinopteri; Semionotiformes; Lepisosteidae.